This is a messenger RNA of Penicillium macrosclerotiorum, 1515 nucleotides long. RefSeq lists its product as uncharacterized. The record is from RefSeq and is a predicted model, not a curated record. Bases 1 to 1515 code for a protein of 504 amino acids. The transcript is spliced from 2 exons. Lineage: Eukaryota; Fungi; Ascomycota; Eurotiomycetes; Eurotiales; Aspergillaceae.
AUGAUAAUUCAUCCUCAGAAGUCCAGGGCUGAUUCAGAGAUCCAUUUGCAGGUUUAUGGAGGAAAAACUCUCUUCGAGCAGUUUGAUAGUGAUAUCCAACACCAAAUCGAGCUUCUGUGGAUCGAGAUCGAGUCCAUUCUGCAGCAGGCUGUUGAUCUGCUCAAGCGUCGAUAUGGAUUAUCACGGGAAAGUUCCACUUCUUCGAGUUCGUCGUUCUUGAAUGUCUCCACUGCGUCACUUUCCAGGCACAAAUCCACAUCUUCCAGUUCAUCGCUGUCGCGGGGGCGCACCAGCCCUUCCAUACCGGGUCUCCUCAUGUGGGGAUUGCGUGAUAAAAAGCGCGUCGAGGCCAUUCUAUACACAUUCAAAGAUCGCAACUCUCGGCUGAAGAAAAAGGUUGAGCUAUGGUGCCUUGCCUCUCAGCUAGGUGUCUCUCCUGAGCACUUGAUGCAUCUCCAAACAGACGAAUCGUCAAGAAAGCUAGGAUUCGACCAAGAUGCGUCCCUCCGUCUGGCCCAGUGGGAUGCCGAGAGAAUGAACGACACGCUUGAGUUGCUUGAUCCCUCGUGGGACUCGCACCUAAAAGAAAUCCAGCCGAUUGAGCACCAGGGCAUGUUCGCGAUGUUCACCAAGAACAGCGUCGCCUACAUCCAAGAGAAUCACCACUAUGACCCCCUUUCCACCCCGUCCGCUUCAGGGAACGCCGUUGAUUUGCGGACUAAAGGUCGAAUUGAGUCCCUCGCAAAACUCUUGCAUCAACCCAAAGAACAGGUUUUCCGUGUCUUACCUUGCGUCGGCUGGAGAUACAUUCCCAGCCGAAGCUCCAUCGCGUUCGUCUUCGAGGUCCAGCCCCGACCGAUAGGAGCACCAGUCAGUCUCCAGAGGCUGCUCUAUAACACGGACCUUCGUCCCGAGGUCGAGGACAAAUACCGCCUGGCGCUGGGUCUAUCCCAGUGCAUCGCGCAGAUGCACAUGGUCCAAUGGCUACACGAAAGCUUCCGAAGCGACAAUAUCCUCCUCCUGCCCCAUCACGUCGACGAUGAAAGAACGGAGACCCGCGUAGCAGUAAACUAUCCCGAGCCCUGGGUCCUUGGAUUCGAGUUCAGUCGGCCAGAGCCGUUUUUCUCCAUGGGCCAUUCCGACUUCGAGCCCACGCGUGAUAUCUACCGCCAUCCCGAUCGGCAGGGCCAACCGCUGGAGAUGUUCAAGAAAAUCCAUGAUAUCUACGCGCUAGGGGUGGUGUUAUUAGAGAUCGGACUCUGGGAACCAGCUGUCAAGCUGGAACGAAAUAUGUUCGCGGGGGCCAGUAACCCGCGGGCCGUGCGGGAGCAGCUAAUUAAGCAUGCCCAGAGACGACUCGGGCACCGCGUGGGAAAGAAGUAUAAAGAGGUGGUGCUGAAGUGCCUGACGGGGGACUUUGGAGUGGAGGAUGAUACGAAGGAGGACUUGAAGCUCCAGCAGGCGUUCCGGCAUCAAGUAGUGGAUGUGAUCGAAAGGGCUGCGAAUUAUGAAUGA